AUGUUCGACUUCAUCUUGCAAUGGGUCCACCGGGUCCUGGACCAUGCUCUCUCGACAGUCAAACUCAUCCGGAACCGCCAGAUAGGGUGGAAAACACUCAAUCGCAAAACUGGCCGCUACGUGCGCGAACAGCAGCCAAUUUGGAAAAAGAUAAAGCUCUGGGUACUCUUCAGCCAUCCUGUCGAAUGGGUUGAUCGCACCCAGUUGCUUCGGUUGUGGAUUCACGAGAAGACCAUCAAUGCUGGCAAACAGGAAGGCACGCCGGCGUCUGCUCGUCAGAUCAAGGCCUUUGUGGACUUCUAUCACAUCAAUAUGGACGACUUCACACCUUCGGACAUGAACCAAUAUCGAACAUUUGAGGACUUUUUCGUCCGACAUCACAAACCCGGCGCACGACCCAUCUUCGAAGAGGACGACCCUACGCGGGCUGUAGUCGUCGCCGACUGUCGGCUAGUAGUCUACCCGACCGUGGCACAAACCAAGAAACUCUGGAUCAAGGGCCGGAACUUCACCAUCGGCAAUCUCAUCCGCGAUGAUGAGGCGGCCAAACCGUGGCACGACGGCGCGAUCGCAAGCUUCCGCCUGUCGCCGCAAGAUUACCACCGCUGCCAUUCCCCCGUCAACGGCACCGUCAAGUGGUUCAAGCAGAUCCCCGGGGACUGCUACCAGGUGGACCCUCUGUGCCUGCGAAGCGACAUCGACAUCUUGACCACGAACGCGCGCUGUGCGGUGUGCAUCGACUCGAAGGAAUUCGGCAAGGUGCUCUUCGUGGCGAUCGGCGCAACCGAUGUCGGCACCGUCGAGAUCAACCCCAAAUGCCAGAAGGCCGGUUCCGAGGUGAGCAAGGGUGACGAGGUAGGCCUGUUCCAGUUCGGCGGCUCGAGCAUCAUCGUGGCGUUCGAGGAAGGCCGCAUCCAGUUCGACGAGGACCUGCUCAGUGUGAGUCGCCGCUUGGUCAUGAUGGAUGUCGAAGUGGGAAUGAGUCUCGGACGCGCGACGCAGAAAAGAUGA
Molecule: messenger RNA, 1011 nt
Organism: Cladophialophora psammophila CBS 110553
Lineage: Eukaryota; Fungi; Ascomycota; Eurotiomycetes; Chaetothyriales; Herpotrichiellaceae
Product: phosphatidylserine decarboxylase
Exons: 2
Coding region: 1-1011 (336 amino acids)
Biological process (GO): phospholipid biosynthetic process
Molecular function (GO): phosphatidylserine decarboxylase activity
Source: RefSeq, a predicted model, not a curated record